Molecule: messenger RNA, 1992 nt
Organism: [Torrubiella] hemipterigena
Lineage: Eukaryota; Fungi; Ascomycota; Sordariomycetes; Hypocreales; Clavicipitaceae
Source: the annotation of a GenBank genome assembly
AGCAACUUCAACACCAUUGUUUGCAAACAUCGUGACAUUUGCAUUCAAGGCUGCACACUGCAAUGAAAUAAAUUUCCCUGGUUGUGAUGGCCUACGAAGAAGAUCAUCAUGUAAUCACACCAACAUCCCAAAUUACAUCUUCUUAGUUAUACGAUGGAUGUCAUAUAGUGCUCCUGUUCCCAGCAACUGUUCAACCUCUGCAUUACAGCUGUCUUUAGCAAUACAAGAACAAUGUCGACUGAAGUAUAUUGCCAACUCUGCGGAAUUCCAUCCAACAUUGGAAGGCUUCGUACCAGCUUAGAGCCCGUUGAAGCAGGGUGGUCCAGAGACGGUACUGGCGCUAUUCUGAAUGAGUGUGCUCCAGACUGUACCGACUGUCUUACGACUACCGACAACAACAAACAAAUUGACGUUAGAGAGUUUGACGAAGUGUUGAUCAUUGAUGAUGACGCUACGGAAGAAGAAGACUAUACUCCUGACGACGAGGAUACUCUCGACGAUCCUAUCGAAUACAUGUCUGAAGACGAACUGGACCGGUAUCUCGACGACGACAAUAUGACGGACCAGGAUAGCCACCCUACAGGCUCACAAGAGGUCUACAAAGAGUUUUUGAGUGGUCUAACAGCCACCGAUAAUAAUAUUGUUCCCUUUCCUGGUCACAGCAACCGUGCUGAUGUUGCAACAGACGAGCACAUCGCCGGUGGUCGAUGCAGGGUAACUCAAGGUUACAAUGGAAAUAAUAUAUCUGCCCAGGAGAUGCGAGGAACAUGCACUAUGCAGUUUUUGGUCCCCAAGACUGCGGAUUGGAAAUCAGAGGAUGAUGACGAGGAUUUUGAAAAGGACCCUUCCUUUCCAUAUCAUCUAUCCGGUCUCUCCGACUUUGUGUCCCUGGCCGGUACACAACAUGGUGGCGGCUUUCCUGCUCGCCACGACGUUAAAGAUGGGCACGCAACCAAUCUUUUGACGACGGAAACACAUACAAGCCAACAUAUGAUCCCUUUCCACCCAACAUGUCUGGAGAUUUACAAACGAGCGUGUCUGAAGCGACUUGGAAAGGUUGAUAUGCUCGGGUUAGUCAAUUGGUAUCGAUUGGAGGCAACCAAGACACACUUUCUUGACAACUUCCCGCGCACACCUGAAGUAGAGAAUGCCAGAGAGGAGCGAUGGAAACAUGUUUCUGGGGAUGAGUGGCUAGCGGCGAAUCCCUGCUUUAUCCCAGGGCUGAGCUCCGCAACCGAACGGGCAUCAAGCGAUUCAAACGACCUAGAGUUUGCACCGCUGGAUUCUGUUAAUGAAACAGAUGAAUUUGGAAAACUAAGCCAAGAGAUGCGGGUAGAGAUUUUAAGGGCGUUGGACCCGAAUGACACGCAGAGCUGGCACCGCUCACUCCAAUCCUUUGGCAAGAUUCACGAGUCGUACUUUCGAGAGGUGAUCUUGGUGGAUAUGCCAUGGCUCUGGGAGGCCUGGACUGAUGCUUCCUAUUCCAGCUGGGCAACGCAGAGUGAGCGCGAACUCCGAUCCAAAUGGGAUAGGCCAGAGACACAAGACCAAGCUCAGCGUGAACUACUGAUUUUGAGAUUGGAAGGCAAGUCAAAUUUGUCGAUUUAUGAACAGGUUUGGCUAGAGCAGCUCCUCCAUGAUGAAACGGAGUUUAACGCACGCCAGAAUAUUGCGCGUCAGAUAAAAUUGCCAGCGUUGGUAAAUAUGAAGGUGAACUGGAGAGAGAUAUACAUUGAGCUUCGAAAGAUAGAGUCUGUAGACAAUGGACUCCGCAACAGAAAGAGAGUCUGGGAUGACUGUAACUACAUCCUUGAUCGGGUUGCGUAUCAUACAGCAAGUGGACGAAUUGUUCCAGACAAAGUCGUUGACGGGGGCUUUUUAGAGACUGGCACGCCAGACUAUUCAGACGACGAGGAGUUUGGUGACGAGGAUGUGGAAGAGGACAGCGAAGAUGACUUUGAUGUAACAGGAGACUUGGAAAUGGGAUUCUAG